AUGAGUCUGGCUCGUAUUCUCGUCACCGGCGCCGCCGUGGCAUCCACGUGCGCCUUCUUCGCGUCGAUCUACUCGCUUCUCGUUCUUUUUAACGACAUCAAUAAUUAUUAUGAUUCGGUUUCCACCGACAUGAUCCAUUUCAAGGACGAGGCCAACUCGCUUUGGCACGAGAUGAUCGCUGUCGUCCCACAGGCGAACAAGCAGCGUGAAGUCUACGAGUCGCUCUUCGGCCGCAACAAGCGUCAGGCGGCCCAAUGCAAUUGCGGAGCUUCCAACGGACCAAACGCCUGCCCGCCGGGACCACCAGGACCUCCAGGACAGCCGGGAGAGCCGGGAGACGACGGCGACGUCGGAGAUGACGGUAUGCCAGGAGCCGACGGAAACUUGGGUGUGCCACUAUCCGACAGCGGUUGCAUUGUGUGCCCAGCGGGACCACCAGGACCACCGGGACCGCCGGGACAGGAUGGAGCUCCAGGAGAGGACGGACAACCAGGACAAGAUGCUCAGGGAGGCGGUCAGGGACCACCGGGACCACCAGGACCAGCCGGAGACGCCGGACAACCAGGACGGCCAGGAAACGACGGACAACCAGGACGCCCGGGAAGUCCAGGCACACGCUCUGUCGGACGGCCAGGAGCUCCAGGAGCGCCAGGACAGCCAGGACCACAGGGACCGCCAGGACAGAACGGUCAGCCGGGAGCCCCAGGAGCGCCAGGACAGCCAGGACAACCAGGAGCCGACGGUCACCCGGGACAGCCAGGAAACGACGGACAACCGGGAGCUCCAGGAGCGCCAGGACAGCCGGGAGGCGACGCCGCCUACUGCCCAUGCCCACAACGAUCGGCGGUCGUCGCCCGGCAAGCGGCCGCUUCGCGUCGCGUCGCCGUCAACGCGCGCGCCGUCAAGAAGCAUCGCGCCAUGUCUCGCCGUCGUGUCGUCACCGCUCGACGCUCGAAAGCCCGUCGCGUCGUCGUCGCCAAGCAUCGCGCCGCUGCCGUCCGCAGACAUCGCGUCGUUCAGAAGAAGAGACUCGCCUAA
Messenger RNA from Caenorhabditis bovis, 1038 nucleotides. Lineage: Eukaryota; Metazoa; Nematoda; Chromadorea; Rhabditida; Rhabditidae. The record is from the annotation of a GenBank genome assembly.